AUGUUUCAACCUAAAUGGAGAGGACAACAUGUUAUUCCUAUGAAUAAGAUGAUGAUCGGAUUCAUCAUGAUGAUUCUUCCAUGUGUUCUAUUCAUAAACUAUGUGUGGGCUACUUCUAGUAAUAAUAACAAUAAUAAUUUAAAUACAUUCGGACAAGAGGAAGAAAUUGUAAAUUAUUUCUAUGGAGAUCCUUCCGAUUUGUUAACUUCUUCAACCAGUAUUCCUGCCCCAAUACCGGAAUUUUGUGCUGGAAAACAAUUAUCAUGGAUUGUGGCGAGCAUACUUUCGCUUGUUCUUGGAGGUCUUGGAAUUGAUCGGAUGUAUUUGGGAUAUGCAUUCAGUGGAGUUGUAAAAUUAUUUAUUGGUUUAGUUGUGAUGGUUAUGACAGUGUGGCGAUCAUGUUAUUCGUUGCAAUUAGUCGACCCACAUAAAUUGCCAACUCGAAGGAAAAUUUGGUGGCUCGUUUUUAAUUCUUUGGUCGUAUUUACGAGUUGCGUUCAACUAAGCUUGUGGCUCUUUGAUUUGGUCAUGAUCAUCACAGGAACGAUGAAUGAUGCCAAUGGGUGUCCAUUGCGUUAUAAUUGA
This is a messenger RNA of Naegleria fowleri, 585 nucleotides long. RefSeq lists its product as uncharacterized. The record is from RefSeq and is a predicted model, not a curated record. NCBI's taxonomy places the organism in Eukaryota, Heterolobosea, Eutetramitea, Acrasida, Naegleriidae. The coding region runs from base 1 to 585 and encodes 194 amino acids. The transcript has a single exon.